GUUGCAGUUUGCACAGUUUAUUGUAAAUCUUUGUUCUUGUCACUAUUUUUUAAGUGGUGGUAUAUGGUGUAGCAACCCUGUUUUCUUUUCGCGAGAGUUCGUUUCAAUUUUCAAUCCAAGUUUCAAUCUAUAGAAGUACAAGUACAAUCUUAUUAUUUAUAAUUAUAUACUCUUUGGCUCUUUGGUUUGAACUGGAAUAAUGGCGGCUAUGUCCCCGUCGGAGCGGAGAUUACAGAAAGAACUUAUGGCUCUUAUGAAAGAACCUCCUGCAGGUGUUACAGUCGACGGAGACCAAGCUAGUCAAAAUUUAACAUUAUGGACAAUUCACAUGGAAGGAGUUCCCGGAACAUUAUAUGAAGGAGAAAAAUUUGUACUUCAAUUUAAAUUUACAAAUAAAUAUCCAUUUGAUUCACCAGAGGUGACAUUUGUGGGUAAUAACAUACCGGUUCAUCCGCACGUGUACUCCAACGGGCAUAUCUGUCUGUCUAUCCUGACGGAUGACUGGUCUCCAGCGCUGUCCGUGCAAUCCGUCUGCCUCUCCAUCGUAUCUAUGCUUAGCAGUUGCAAGGAAAAGAAACGACCGCCUGAUAACUCAUUUUAUGUGAAAACCUGCAGUAAAAAUCCUAAAAAAACAAAAUGGUGGUAUCAUGACGAUUCAGUAUAAACCCAUAUGACGGCGCUGCUGUUUCGAGCAAUGGACGU
This is a messenger RNA of Papilio machaon (common yellow swallowtail), 702 nucleotides long. RefSeq names its product ubiquitin-conjugating enzyme E2 W. Bases 200 to 664 code for a protein of 154 amino acids. Lineage: Eukaryota; Metazoa; Arthropoda; Insecta; Lepidoptera; Papilionidae. The transcript has 6 exons. The record is from RefSeq and is a predicted model, not a curated record.